UUUCUUGCAAACAUCUCACUAUUUCUGUUAGCGAGGCGUUAAUAUGAAUGUGUCCGUGCGUUACUGUAGGAUGGUCCGUCGCAGCGGCGCCGGCUAUACUUCCAGCAUAUACUAGCUGUGCCUCUUGAGUGAUUUAGCUAUUGAUAAUGUUGCUGAAGCUAAAAUGGACAGACUGCUGUUCACAAAAGAGCUCGCGUUAGAUAGACUACGUGUCUGAAAUUAUCCGCCCGGUUUGUUCUAAACAAUCAUAUACCAAGCAUGUAUACGUUUGAACUGUUGCCAGUUAGCUAAAGCUAGCUAGGUAGCUGUGUGUAUAUGCAGGUAUUUGGUACAAAGUUGGCUUAGGUGAAUUAAUUAUUGGUACUGUAUUUACGUCUAGCAGUAUUGUACUUGCUAAUAUUGCACCAAUACCACUGACUAAAAGUUUAUCGACAACGUUGCUCUUUUCCAUACAUAAGCUCCCUGCGUGUGUCCUCCUAGCGCAGUUUUGUUUUUCUUGUUUUAAAACCCUUUGACCUGGGAUUUUACAGUAUUUAUACUCAGGAUUACCAUCACGUCCCUUGUCCGAGUUAGUUAUCUCAGUACAAGACUGCCACCCAGAAUGUUUCAAAUUGCGCAGGUGCCACACCCGAUGAUCCAGGCUAUGAACUCUUAGCGCUGUUUGUGGAGCGGGUAGGAACGUGAUGGAGUCAUCAGAGCAAUCCCCUGCAGGUCCAGGAUCUCAGGAUGUGAACCCUGUGUUCCUUCAGCAGCUGAGAGAACUGGACAUCCCAGAGGAGGCAGCCAAGCAGGCACUCUUACACACAAGGAAUGUAUCUGCCGAGGAGGCGGCGAUGUAUUACUUCAACAAACUGGAGAAUGAGGAAGAAGGAGAUGAGGAUCUGCUGUUCAAGAUGGUUUUUAUUGUGAACAUGGAGCUGUCCAUGGGGAUGGGCAAGGUGGCUGCUCAGGUGGGCCACGCGGCUGUGGGGCUGUACCAGGCCAUGCAGGAGAAGAACACUUGGAGGGAGAUGGCCUGGAAAUGGGACCAUGCUGGCGCUAAGAAGGUUGUGUUACAGGGCACCAAUAUGGCACACUUGUUGGAGCUACAGGCUCUUGCUAUGAGUCUGAGCCUCCCUACAAAACUGGUAAAUGAUGCCGGACUCACACAGGUGGAGCCAGGGUCUACCACUGUCCUUGCCAUCAUGGGAGAGGAGGACAUGGUCAACAAUGUCACAGGCAGUUUGAAACUGCUCUGAGCAGAGAAAAAUACGGCUGUGGAAAAACACGAGCGCGACAUAUUUAAAGUGUCCACACGGAGGCAGCAUAGCCACACAGCAGGAAGGCGCUCAGACUGUCAAAAAUAUUUUAAAUAAUUAAAAACCGCAAAUCCCAUAACUCACAUGCUCCUACUGACUUGCACUGAUACACACACGCACACACACACCGAUUAACAAUACCAUUGUUAAGAUAGGAAGAGGGCUGCAUGUAUAGAUGGUUGCAUUGAAUGUUUGUUCACGUUCAUUAUAUUAUGAAAGGUUAUUUAAAGAGGAGAUCUGUAACGACCAAUAAUGGGUCAGUAAUCAAAUAGGUAGGCAUACCACUCAUUCCUUCCUAUAUAAACAUAUAGCAUUUACUAAAGUUAGAACCUAGUGUUUUGGUGAUUGUGGAUCCAAAGUAGUCAUUGUAAAUUAGUCAAAUGAACUGUAACACUACGUCUAAAAGCAUUCCUUCUAGAUGUAAGAACUUCUUUUGCAUAUCUCCUUGGAAAGGUUUACUGCUCAUCAGUGAAGGGGCUUCCUUUGCUAUGAAGUGUGAUGUAUAAAUUCAUGUAUGUAUAUAACUUUUAAGUACCUUAAAUGUAACCUGUCAUGUUAUUAGAGAUAACGAAGGCAUCUUGACAUGGGGUGGGACAUCAAAAUCUCAAAGCCAUAAAUUUGUGAAACGCCACUGUUAACAGUU
This is a messenger RNA of Electrophorus electricus (electric eel), 1941 nucleotides long. RefSeq names its product UBA_like_SF and PTH2 domain-containing protein. Gene Ontology annotation, molecular function: peptidyl-tRNA hydrolase activity; protein binding. Gene Ontology annotation, cellular component: cytosol. Lineage: Eukaryota; Metazoa; Chordata; Actinopteri; Gymnotiformes; Gymnotidae. The record is from RefSeq and is a predicted model, not a curated record.